AUCGGCUGGCAAGUCAGCGCCACCCUAAUGCAGAACCAAGUGAAAUGAACAAACCACCGCAGCCUAUAACGGGACCCACCUCUGUCCCACAUCCUUCCCCCUCCCCUGGACUGACACAGGUGAGAGUCAAUGACAAGACCCAGCGUGCGUUGAUGGGUCAGGGUAGUGUCCAAUAAGAAUGCACAAAUUUUUUUCCAUUUUGAAACGUUUUGCUACAUUGUACCCUAUUGAACACAACCCAUCUUUGGCAGGAAGUUAGCCGACUAACGUAGUUUUGUUUCUCUCCCUCCCCUCUCUCCCAGGCUGCCUAUGCCCCAGGACAGCCCCCUUCUCUCGUCUUCGCUUCCCCACCACCUCAACAAAUGAACUCUGCACCGCAACCGCGACAGGUAUUGCUCUCUCCUUCUUCUUUUCCCUCUCCAUCUCUCUUGUUCUAUUUCCCGCUCUUUUGUUCACACUCUCUAAAUGUCAAAGCAUCUGUUAUGCUGUUAACUCUAACUCUAGCUCAACUGUAACGCUUUGGUCCAACCUGUGUCUGUGUUUAAGUCUCUCUCCCUUCUCUCUGGCUACCAACCUUGAUCUCUUGCUCUCUUUUGCUGUCCUCCCUCCCAGUUCGCUGCAGGGUCUCGUGCUUUACACCAACAGGUACUAACUCCCCUCACCUUCCCCAAAAUGUCUGUCAUCUCGACAUGAAAGUAGACCGCUGUGCAUGAAUGCAAUUUAACUUUAGAGAAGGAUGAGGCUAAACAGCCAUUCAAGUUCUGACCAGACCCAGCUGUAACUAGAAGCAAAACCACCUGAUUUUAAUGAAAUAUUUCAAAACAUAUCAAUUCAGACCAUGAGUAGAGUGCUGGACUAGAAUCCUCAGCCCUUUUGUGGCUCUCCAGGACCAAGGAUUCCCAUAGUGAAGACGUUCAGGCUGGUAAUUCCAUAGGCUACCCUUGGUAACACCUGAUAUGAUUCCACCCACUGUAGGACUAUACAGUAAAGUUCCUAGGCACCAGGGUCCUCCUGUUUGUGUAAAUUAGUUUCCCUAAUCAGGCAAAGUGCCAGCCAACCCAUCAGCUAGGCCUACAAUCAAGAGGCUUGAAUGAAACUAGAAGAAAUGUAUGGUAGUUCUUUGUGAAUUUAAGUCUGUUGCUUUAUAUCUCUUUGAUGGCUUCAUAUUUUCUGAUAGUCAGCAGCUAACUGUUAGUGGCUGAAUGAUAUACUGCUGCUUCUCAUUCUCUCUCAUUCCUUCUGCUCUCUUUCUCCUUUUCUCCUGUCGUCCUCUCUCCCGCCUCUCUUGCUCUCUGCUCGUGUGUUGUGCGGCUGAAGGGUGGAUACAGGGCACUGCAGGUAACGGAAACCCCGACAGUCAUCGUGUGGUCAGCUCUCUGGAGUCUUGACCUACCUCAACCAUCUGACAGUUUCAACAUGUGACAUUUUAACACCGCAGUAACACACAGCUCACCAUUUAGAUAAUACACACACUCAAAUAUACUGUUUUUUAAAAAUAUAUAUAUAUUAAUAUUACAGAUUUUCUCUCUCCCCUCCAUCUCUCUAGCCCUACUAUGCUAACAGGCCCGCCAUGCCCACCAGUGCCCCCCGGGUCCAGACCAGCAGCGGGCCUCGUCCGGUGGGUCCCACACACGUCUACCAGCCCAGCUCCCAGAUGAUGAUGAUCCCUGGGCAGCAGUUGUCCUUUGCUGGCUCCCCUCAGGGCUACUUCAUCCCCCCUGGACAGGUACCACAACCGGUCAUGAUGACUUUAUGUUAAUAGUCAACUUUACUUGAAAUAGGGUUGCAAGAUUCUGGAAUUUCACAGGUUUCCGGAAUUUCUGAAAAACCUAGCAAUUUCGGGAAUGUUUUGGGAAUUUUGCAACCCUAAUUGUUCAACACCUCUCAUACGGUAUUCCAGCGCCAAAAAGUCUAAAAUCACCAUAGAGGUAAUGUUGCAUACUGUUAUAGCUAUACCUUAACACAGCAAACAACUUUUUUUUUCCCCCUCUCUGUCUGUAGUACCGGGCUCCCUAUAUGCCACCCAGUCCACAAUACCCCGUGACCAGCGGCACGGCAGGCUUCUACCCAGGAACCAGCCCGGCUGAAUACCCCACCUAUGGUAAGAGGCUCCGCUCUGGGCUGUGCCCCACCAGCCAAGUACAACCAUGACCACAACCACAAUCUUGAUUGGAACCACAGGCACGACUAGAUCAGCAGCUAGAACUCUAACCAAUAUUUUUAACAGCAAAAAUAUUACACCAACAAAACGCACGGAAAAUGGAUGAGCAAGCGUUGUAAUGUUUCUAAAACAAUAAUGUAUUACUAGUAAGAAGUAACUAAAGUGGUAUAUUUAAUAAAAAAAAAAAUUUUUGACCUGAGUCUAACAUAAAUACACUUCAUAACUAAAAGUAUGUGGAGACCUGCUUGUCGAACAUCUCAUUCCAAAAUCAUGGGCAUUAAUGUGGAGUUGGUCCCGCCUUUGCUGCUAUAACAGCCUCCAGUCUUCUGGGAAGGCUUUACACUAGAUGUUAGAACAUUGCUGCGGGGACUUGCUUCCAUUCAGCCACGAGCAUUAGUGAGGUUGGGCACUGAUGUUGGGGUGUUUAAGCAUGGCGCGCAGUCGGCAUUCCAAUUCAUCCCAAAGGUGUUAGAUGGGGUUGAGGUCAGGGCUCUGUGCAGGCCAGUCAAGUUCUUCCACACCAAUAUCGACAAACCAUUUCUGUAUGGACCUUGCGUUGUGCACGGGGGCCAUUGUAUUGCUGAAACAGGAAAGGUCCUUCCCCAAACUGUUGCCACAAAGUUGGAAGCACAGAAUCAUCUAGAAUGUCAUUGUAUGCUGUAGUCUUAAGAUUUAAGACUAAGGGGCCUAGCCCGAAAUAUGGAAAAAGAGCCCCAGGCCAUUAUUCCUCCUCCACCAAACUUUACAGUUGCCACUAUACAUUGGGCCUGGUAGUGUUCUCCUGGCAUCUGCCAAACCCAGAUUCAUCCGUUUGACUUCCAGAUGGUGAAGCAUGAUUCAUCACUCCAGAGAACACGUUUCAACUGCUCCAGAGUCCAAUGGCGGCAAGCUUUACAUCACUCCAGCCAACGCUCGGCGGUCCCGUUCUGUGAGCUUGUGUGGCCUACCACUUCGCAACUGAGCCGUUGCUGCUCCUAGACGUUUCCACUUCACAAUAACAGCACUUACAGUUGACUAGGGCAGAACUUUGACAAACUGACUUGUUGGAAAGGUGGCAUCUUAUGACGGUGCCACGUUGAAAGUCACUGAGCACUUCAGUAAGGCCAUUCUACUGCCAAUGUUUGUCUAUGGAGAUUGCAUGGUGGUGCGCUCGAUUUUAUACGCCUGUCAGCAACGCGUGUGGCAGAAAUAGCCGAAUCCACUAAUUUGUAGGUGUGUCCUCAUACACAUAUACAGUGGGGGAAAAAAGCAUUGUCAGCCACCAAUUGUUCAAGUUCUCCCACUUAAAAAGAUGAGAGAGGCCUGUAAUUUUCAUCAUAGGUACACGUCAACUAUGACAGACCAAAUGAGAUCACAUUGUAGGAUAUGUAAUGAAUUUAUUUGCAAAUUAUGGUGGAAAAUAAGUAUUUGGUCAAUAACAAAAGUUUCUCAAUAAUUUGUUAUAUACCCUUUGUUGGCAAUGACACAGGUCAAACGUUUUCUGUAAGUCUUCACAAGGUUUUCACACACUGUUGCUGGUAUUUUGGCCCAUUCCUCCAUGCAGAUCUCCUCUAGAGCAGUGAUGUUUUGGGGCUGUCGCUGGGCAACACAGACUUUCAACUCCCUCCAAAGAUUUUCUAUGGGGUUGAGAUCUGGAGACUGGCUAGGCCACUCCAGGACCUUGAAAUGCUUCUUACGAAGCCACUCCUUCGUUGCCCGGGCGGUGUGUUUGGGAUCAUUGCCAUGCUGAAAGACCCAGCCACGUUUCAUCUUCAAUGCCCUUGCUGAUGGAAGGAGGUUUUCACUCAAUCUCACGAUACAUGGGCCCAUUCAUUCUUUCCUUUACACGGAUCAGUCGUCCUGGUCCCUUUGCAGAAAAACAGCCCCAAAGCAUGAUGUUUCCACCCCCAUGCUUCACAGUAGGUAUGGUGUUCUUUGGAUGCAACUCAGCAUUAUUUGUCCUCCAAACACGACGAGUUGCGUUUUUACCAAAAAGUUAUAUUUUGGUUUCAUCUGACCAUAUGACAUUCUCCCAAUGCUCUUCUGGAUCAUCCAAAUGCACUCUAGCAAACUUCAGACGGGCCUGGACAUGUACUGGCUUAAGCAGGGGGACACGUCUGGCACUGCAGGAUUUGAGUCCCUGGCGGCGUAGUGUGUUACUGAUGGUAGGCUUUGUUACUUUGGUCCCAGCUCUCUGCAGGUCAUUCACUAGGUCCCCCUGUGUGGUUCUGGGAUUUAUGCUCACCGUUCUUGUGAUCAUUUUGACCCCACGGGGUGAGAUCUUGCGUGGAGCCCCAGAUCGAGGGAGAUUAUCAGUGGUCUUGUAUGUCUUCCAUUUCCUAAUAAUUGCUCCCACAGUUGAUUUCUUCAAACCAAGCUGCUUACCUAUUGCAGAUUCAGUCUUCCCAGCCUGGUGCAGGUCUACACUUUUGUUUCUGGUGUCCUUUGACAGCUCUUUGGUCUUGGCCAUAGUGGAGUUUGGAGUGUGACUGUUUGAGGUUGUGGACAGGUGUCUUUUAUACUGAUAACAAGUUCAAACAGGUGCCAUUAAUACAGGUAACGAGUGGAGGACAGAGGAGCCUCUUAAAGAAGAAGUUACAUGUCUGUGAGAGCCAGAAAUCUUGCUUGUUUGUAGGUGACCAAAUACUUAUUUUCCACCAUAAUUUGCAAAUAAAUUCAUUAAAAAUCCUACAAUGUGAUUUUCUGGAAAAAAGAUCUCAAUUUGUCUGUCAUAGUUGACGUGUACCUAUGAUGAAAAUUACAGGCCUCUCUCAUCUUUAAGUGGGAGAACUUGCACAAUUGGUGGCUGACUAAAUACUUUUUCCCCCCACUGUGUAUGUAUGUAUGUAUGUAUGUAUGUAUAUAUAUAUAUAUACAUAUGUAUGUAUAUAUAUAUAUAUAUAUAUAUAUAUAUAUAUAUAUAUAUAUAUAUAUAUAUACAUACACACACACACACACACACACACACACACACACACACACACACACACACACACACACACACACACACAGUGGGGAGAACAAGUAUUUGAUACACUGCCGAUUUUGCAGGUUUUCCUACUUACAAAGCAUGUAGAGGUCUGUAAUUUUUAUCAUAGGUACACUUCAACUGUGAGAGAAGGAAUCUAAAACAAAAAUCCAGAAAAUCACAUUGUAUGAUUUUUAAGUAAUUAAUUUGCAUUUUAUUGCAUGACAUAAGUAUUUGAUACAUCAGAAAAGCAGAACUUUAUAUUUGGUACAGAAACCUUUGUUUGCAAUUACAGAGAUCAUACGUUUCCUGUAGGUCUUGACCAGGUUUGCACACACUGCAGCAGGAAUUUUGGCCCACUCCUCCAUACAGACCUUCUCCAGAUCCUUCAGGUUUCGGGGCUGUCGCUGGGCAAUACGGACUUUCAGCUCCCUCCAAAGAUUUUCUAUUGGGUUCAGGUCUGGAGACUGGCUAUUUUUGUCUCAUCAGACCACAUGACCUUCUCCCAUUCCUCCUCUGGAUCAUCCAGAUGGUCAUUGGCAAACUUCAGACGGGCCUGGACAUGCGCUGGCUUGAGCAGGGGGACCUUGCGUGCGCUGCAGGAUUUUAAUCCAUGACGGCAUAGUGUGUUACUAAUGGUUUUCUUUGAGACUGUGGUCCCAGCUCUCUUCAGGUCAUUGACCAGGGCCUGCCGUGUAGUUCUGGGCUGAUCCCUCACCUUCCUCAUGAUCAUUGAUGCCCCACGAGGUGAGAUCUUGCAUGGAGCCCCAGACCAAGUGGGAUUGACCAUCAUCUUGAACUUCUUCAAUUUUCUAAUAAUUGCGCCAACAGUUGUUGCCUUCUCACCAAGCUGCUUGCCUAUUGUCCUGUAGCCCAUCCCAGCCUUGUGCAGGUCUACAAUUUUAUCCCUGAUGUCCUUACACAUCUCUCUGGUCUUGGCCAUUGUGGAGAGGUUGGAGUCUGUUUGAUUGAGUGUGUGGACAGGUGUAUUUUAUACAGGUAACGAGUUCAAACAGGUGCAGUUAAUACAGGUAAUGAGUGGAGAACAGGAGGGCUUCUUAAAGAAAAACUAACAGGUCUGUGAGAGCUGGAAUUCUUACUGGUUGGUAGGUGAUCAAAUACUUAUGUCAUGCAAUAAAAUGCAAAUGAUUUACUUAAAAAUCAUACAAUGUGAUUUUCUGGAUUUGAUUCCGUCUCUCACAGUUGAAGUGUACCUAUGAUAAAAAUUACAGACCUCUACAUGCUUUGUAAGUAGGAAAACCUGCAAAAUCGGCAGUGUAUCAAAUACUUGUUCUCCCCACUGUAUAUAUACACAUACAGCUGUGGAAAAAAUUAAGAGACCACUGCAAAUCUUUCUUAAAUCAGCAUCUCUACAUGUAUGACAGCCAUUCCAUUCCAGUGUCUGUUGAAUUCCAACACAGGCACACCUCAUUCUACUGAAUUAGGUACUGAUUAGGUGAUCACCUGAACCAAAUCUUAUUUAACGAGGAAAAGUAUAAAAACCACUGCUGUGGUCAUCACUAUCCUCUUGCAAUAGGACCAGCUGGAUGGCAAAAACAGUGCUAAUAGUACCUCCAAAAGUAAUAUUAAUCAAAAAAUAACUAUUGACCAUGCCAAAAGAGUUGAAAAGGAACGUUUUGAGUGAGGAAAAGAAGGGUUCAAUUUUGGCUUUACUGGCAGAGAGAUACAGUGAGGGUCAGGUUGCUUCCAUCCAUCCAAAAUUUCAAAGACGGCGGUUCAUAAGAACAAGGUCAAGCAGCAGACAUUCGGGACAACAAAGCUACAGACCGGCAGAGGGUGAAAACGAUUCUCUACUGACCGGGAUGACCGCCAACUCAUUUGAAUGUCACUCAACAACCGUAGGAUGACAUCAAGUGACCUACAAAAAUAAUGGCAGACGGCAGCUGGGGUGAAGUGCACAGUGAGAACGGUUCGAAACAGGCUCCGAGGGGCAGGGCUGAAGUCGUGCAAUGCUAGAAAAAAGCCCUUCAUCAAUGAGAAGCAAAGAAGAGCCAGGCUGAGGUUUGCAAAAGACCAUAAGGAUUGGACCGUAGAGGACUGGAGUAAGGUCAUCUUCUCUGAUGAGUCCAAUUUUCAGCUUUGCCCAACACCUGGUUGUCUAAUGGUUAGACGGAGACCUGGAGAGGCCCACAAGCCACAGUGUCUCACACCCACUGUGAAAUUUGGUGGAGGAUCGGUGAUGAUCUGGGGGUGCUUCAGCAAGGCUGGAAUCGGGCAGAUUUGUCUUUGUGAAGGACGCAUGAAUCAAGCCAUGUACAAGGUUGUCCUGGAAGAAAACUUGCUUCCUUUUGCUCUGACAUUGUUCCCCAACUCUGAGGAUUGGUUUUUCCAGCAGGACAAUGCGCCAUGCCACACAGCCAGGUCAAUCAAGGUGUGGAUGGAGGACCACCAGAUCAAGACCCUGUCAUGGCCAGCCCAAUCUCCAGACCUGAACCCCAUUGAAAACUUCUGGAACGUGAUCAAGAGGAAGAUGGAUGGGCACAAGCCAUCAAACAAAGCUGAGCUGCUUGAAUUUUUAAGCCAGGAGUGGCAUAAAGUCACCCAACAUCAAUGUGAAAGACUGGUGGAGAGCAUGCCAAGACGCAUGAAAGCUGUGAUUGAAAAUCAGGGUUAUUCCACCAAAUAUUGAUUUCUGAACUCUUCCUUAGUUAAAACAUUAGUAUUGUGUUGUUUAAAAAUGAACAUGAAUUUAUUUUAUUUGCAUUAUUUGAGGUCUGACAACACUGCGUCUUUUGUUAUUUUGACCAGUUGUCAUUUUCUGCAAAUAAAUGCUCUAAAUGACAAUAUUUAUAUUUGGAAUUUGGGAGAAAUGUUGUCAGUAGUUUAUAGAAUAAAACAAAAAUGUUAUUUUUACCCAAACACAUACCUAUAAAUAGUAACACCAGAGAAACUGAUAAUUUUGCAGUGGUCUCUUACUUUUUUCCAGAGCUGUAUGUGUGUGUGUGUGUAUGUGUGUGUAUAUAUAUAUAUCUCUCACACAGAUGAGACAAAUGUUCACCUGCCCCUUUUUUAAGGGUGGGAGGUUACCGGGGUAGUGUGACUCAAGUCAUGUUUGUGCCUGUGAGAUUUUAGUCUGACUAGUAGAAGCGUUGUCUUCUCUUCCCUAGCAGUUGAAACUCAAAGAUAGAAAAACAGGGGCCUCCCGAGUGGCGCAUCGGUCUAAGGCACUGCAUCGCAGUGCUUGAGGCGUCACUACAGACCUGGGUUCGAUCCCAGGCUCUGUCGCGACCGGGAGACCCAUGAGGCGUCGCACAAUUGGCCCAGCGUCGUCUGUGUUAGGGGAGGGUUUGUCCGACCGGGAUGUCCUUGUCCCAUCGCGCUCUAGUGACUCCUUGUGGCGGGCCGGGCGCAUGCACACUGACUUUGGUCGGCAGUUUUACGGUGUGUCCUCUGACGCAUUGGUGCGGCUGGUUUCCGGGUUAAGCGAGCAGUGUGUCAAAAAGCAGUGCGGCUUAGCAGGGUUGUGUUUUGGAGGACGCAUGGCUCUCGACCUUCGCCUCUCCCGAGUCCGUACAAGAGUUGCAGCGAUGGGACAAGAAAUUGGGGAGAAAAAGGGGUAAAAAACUAUAGAUAAAAUAUAGAUAAACAGCAAUGUAAAUAGCGAAGAAACACAAGGACAAAGUCUCACUUCAGUAGACUUUCGUUUCAAGUAAAUUAGACCAACUUUUAUGCCUGUGCGCAGGCUUCUAAAAAUGAGUCUUUCACUCAGCUCUUCACGUGCCCACAGCCCCCAGCCAGGCUGUGUUGCAGCGCAAGAUGGAAUAGGCUAUGUAGGAUUCGUAGUUCUUUGACUUUGUGCGAUUUUAAUUUACCAGCUGUGAAACAAAACGGCGGAAGUAAAAACAGCUACUGCAGCAUUUAUUUUACUAUAAAUGUGAUCAUACUUUACUAUUUUUGUUCACAAAUAUGAGUGAAAUGCUCUCACUGUGGAGCCCUGACCACCCGCAAACGUCAGUUGACCUUAGUUGGUCAGUCAGUUGACCUUAGUUGGUCAGUCAGUUGACCUUAGUUGGUCAGUCAGUUGACCUUAGUUGGUCAGUCAGUUGACCUUAGUUGGUCAGUCAGUUGACCUUAGUUGGUCAGUCAGUUGACCUUAGGUUAUUUACCGUGUGGAAUUGCUGGCUGUGUGUGGUGGUUUUGCCUGGCAGGUUGGGUGUGUAUGGUGGUCUUUUGUUUAUCUGAGGAUCCAGGGCUGUAUGUAUGUAUGUAUGUAUGUAUGUAUGUAUGUGUUCUGGCUUUGGUUCUGCUCAAUCAGUCUGUGUUCUGUCUUCUCACCUGCUGCCUCUUACUGCCUUACCACCCUGCUUACCUCUGGUUCCCUUCUCAUUCACUCACUCUGCAUCUGUCUCUUCCUGUCCUCCCUAUCUCCCUCUUCUUUUUCUCUCUUCCCUUCCCUCGCUUCCCCCCCCCCUCCCCGUCGUGUUGUGUUCAGAGCCCUCUCUGGCUGCGAGGGAAAGGCGGGGGGGUGGGGGGAGAGGGGGCGGGCGAGAGAACGGGCGUCUCUCUCUCCACGGCGCUCCUCUCACCUCCCAGCGCUACCCCGGUGAGUAAGUGUGUGUGUGUGUGCGGGGCUGCAUCUUUGUCUGCAUAAUGUGUUUGAUUUGUAGUUUUGUAUGUAGGUGUUUUUGUUUGGUUUAGCUGUUUUUUUUCCUUGUGUAUAGGUAGUUUUACUUUGCUGCGGAUGCAUGUGGUUCAGGACUUGAAACAAACUUUAUGAAACACAGAUGAGCCAGCUUUGUAAUGUUUCUAAAACAAUACAUGUAUUAUUAGUAAGAAGUGAUGAGGUAAAUUGCUCAAUGUUAUUUCAUUAUUUGUGACCUAUUAUUUUUACCGAAAUACUGUAUCACAGGUGAGACAAAAUGUUCAGCUGGUCAGGAGGUUACCGUGGCAAUGAGGGCACUCGAGCUGCUCCAGGUGACGGUGUACCUGUGAGAUAGAGAAUCUGACUAGUAGCCGAUGUGUCUUCACUAGCAGUUGAAGCAGACACAUUGAAUAAUAACCUAGCUUGUGAACAAAACAAUGUAAUAGGCUCACUUUAGUAGACUUUCGAGUAAAUUAAACCAACAUUUAUGCCUGUGCUCAGCGCUUAUAAAAUCAAUCUUACUUCAGCACUUUAAUCAGUGCGCACAGCGCCCCCACCAGGCAGGGUUGCUGCGUGUGAGGUGGCAUAUUAUAGGAUUCAAGUAGUUCUUUGUGUGAUUAGCUACCAGCUAUUUAUUUUGCUAUAAAUGUGCUCAUUCUUUACUUCUAACGCUAUUUAUAUUUGCAAAUGCGGGUGAAAUGCUUGCACUGUAGAGCCCUUACCACCUGCCAACGUGGCUGGUGAAAUAGACAUCUUACCCGCCAAUGCCAACAUUUUAGGCCCUGAUGUGGUUAUUUUAACAUGUUCAUAUUUUAGUGUGGUUAAUUCAAUGCUUGUUUAGUCUAUAUGGUAUGUUUGUGGUUAUUUUAGUGUGUGAUUGUGUGUAGCUUUCCAUGCUGUGUUUGACUUGUCUUCCCUCCCCCUACAGCAGGUGCCUACUACCCGGCUCAGCCCCAGUACAGCCACUCACCCGCGGUCCAGACUGCGCCCGUCAUGAUAAGCCCCGCCCAGCCCCAGCAGCAGGCCCUGCCCCCUCAGCCGCCGCCGCCGCCGACCCAACCACCGGCACCCAAGAGGGAGCGUGUAGCGGUACUGUACCACACACUGUUGCAUUUCCACUAUGAGACUAUACCCCCGGUGUUUGGCUUGAAGAUGCAGACUUUUGAGUUUCCACCUAUGAGGCUUAGCCCCAAACAAAGACCCUGACAUGGGGUCAGACUGGGACUUUUCUGGGUGCAUAAACAUGAUAAAGGUUAACUGUUAACAUAACAAUUGGGCCUGUCCUCAUAAAAAGCAAUUGUUCAGGGGAUUCAGAAGUUGUUGAUGCUGCUUUUCACAAGUCCUUAGUGUCAGCCUACACUGUUGAAAAUACUAUUUCCCUAAUAUAAUACAAGGGUGUAUAUUAGGAGUGGAAAAGCCCUAUAAAGGUCAAAGCGCAGCUGGUAUACUAUGACCUCGCUGCUGAGGUCAAUGCAGUGUAGGAGUAGGUCGAGUAUAUCUAGCCCCUUACUGCUAAAACGGGGUCAGACACGGAUAUCUUCUCACCCCCCUCUUUAUGGUUAAAGAUAGAAUUGGGGGAUGGUAAUCCAAGAAGGCAAUUCCAACCGUGUGCUACAGAUGGAGGAGAUUGGACAGCGGGAAAGAAGUAUAGAUUAAUUGAGACUGUAGGAGGGAUGACAGGAGAAGAGAAAAGGGGACUUGCAUUUAUUUAGGCCUAUUUAACCAGGGUUGUAUUCAUCAUAGCUAGUCCCACCCAGUUUUGGUUCAUUUUCUUCCGUUGGUGUCUAGUGAAUACUGCCCAGGCUAGUUGAUUUAAGAAUAAAUUCUUAUUUAUGGUGACGCCUGGCGAGUUAUGGUUAAUAUGCUAAUUUCAAGUAGUCUUUGACUGUUCAACUUCAUCCUACUCCCCCCUUUCUCUCCCCUCCUCAGAUCAGAAUACGAGACCCCAACCAGGGGGGCCGUGAUAUCACAGAGGAGAUCAUGUCCGGGGGAAGGGCCACCUCCACCCCCCCAUCACAGGUACGCAUCACAACCCACUGGGGCCUGUUCAGGACAAUAUGACAUUACAGAACAUUCAGAAACAUUGUUGUCCAAUGAUUAAAACUCUAUUGCUGUUCACAUCCUGAAACUUUGUGAUUGGUAUUUAUCAUAUGAGGACAUCAAAUACAUUUCUGCUUUUUUUCAUAGUUUAUCAUGUAGAACAGCUAUGGAUCUCAGAUGGAUCAGUGUCAGCUCUAUACAUUCUCGUUCUAUACAUUCAACGCUAAGUGUUUCACAUCACUCAAUACAUCCCCUGAAUUCUCCACCUCAUUGGGAUCAUUCCCAGUGAUGAGCUCACAAUGUGAGUUUGGAAUCUUGUGGCUUAUAGAUUCCACAGAGAUGAUGUCAUAGAGGAGACCAGGAAGUCUGGAAUGGAAGCCAACUGUUCCAAAACGGUUCCAUUCAGUUAGUUUACUUUUUGAUUGUUGUGUCUUGUCUCCAACUCUCAACUCGACUGGUUUUGAUCAAGGCAAUAGGAUAGCAUUAGAAAACACUGUACCACAUAUUUGUGUUUAUAAUUGUUAUAAGCUAGUUUUGACGGUGCUCCUCGUUUUCUGCCACUAGUCCUCCACUACAGAGGGAGAAGGUCCUUCCCAGACCAACGGAGAAGUUACAAAGCCCGUCACCAUGAUGACGAGAACAGGUGAGCGUCCUCUCAGGUCUUGUGGUACUACAAUGUCUUUACAGGCUGAGAUUUGCCACAUUACAUAGAGAGUAGGACAACAUGAAUUAAACAAUGAACUUGAUCUUCAAUGAUUGAUCGUAGUACGUAGUAGUUCCAAAAUGGUUCUGAACUGAUUUCGUUCUUAGUUGCAGAUGAAAACACAGAACCCGCAGUUUUCAAAGCGAUGGCCGCCGUGACACCGCCACCUGCAUUGGCAACCCCAGAGGCAGCCACCGCCACCGUCACAGCGGAGGCGAAACAGGAAAAAGAUAGCCAGGCUGCCCCGCCUACUGAACAGGUUGUCAGCCAAUCGGCUGCCCCCACGGCUGCGGUGAGGGCCGAGGUGCCCAUUCCACCAGGGGAAGAACAGGCCCCUGCCCCCUCCCUCUCCCCCCCGGCAGCUCCUACCUCCCCUCCCCCUGCAGAGGUACAGACUCCACCCCCCACCACCAUCGCUCAGGUCAGCGACACGGUGGAUGCUGGUGUGACCCCGGCAGUGAAGGCAGUGACUCCCGAAGCUCCUCCCAAAGAGGAAGAGCCUCCGGCCGCCCCAGCAGCCGUUGAGAAGCCUCCUACCCUGGUAGCGGAGAAAGAGGAGGUGGAGAAGAAAAAGGAGGAAGUAGUGGUGGAGGAGAAGGUAGAGGUAAAGGAGGAGCCUGCGCUUACCACCAAGCUAGAGAUAGUGGCGCCUGUUACGGUGGCGGUCGCUAAAGAAGACACUAAACCCACUCCACGACCUGUGACCCCCGUCGCCAAGGCAACGAUCAAACACUCCGCCCCGGCCGUGAAGCCCGUGGUGUCUGUGGAAGCUCCCACUAAAACUGAGAGCGUGGUUGAGCCGACAUCGCCGAAACAGGAAGCAGCUGCUGCUGUGACAGUGCCCGUGUCUGCCCCCGUUCCCGCCGCCACUCCCUCUGUCCCGGAGGCGGAGCCCGCCAUGGCCCAGAAGAGCGAGGAGCAGCCGCCCCUGUCCAACGGCCUCCCCCAGGACUACCCCGACGAGGUAGACGCCCCCGUGCCCGCACCAGAGCGCAUUGCAACGCCCAACACCGAGCCUGCCGCUCCCCCACCUCAGGAAACUGCUACCCCUGUGGCUGCUACCGUGGCAGAGGAGAAGAAAGAGGAGGGGGAGAAGGAGGAGAAAGAGGAGGAUGCAGCUCCAGUGCCCUCAGCCAGCAGCCCUUCAGAGGACACGUCUAUGCAAGGUGAGAGGGUUUUUACUGGUCCGGUCACUUGGUCAGGAAAUAGUAUGUGCACCAAGGUUUUGGUUUGGCUGGGGCAGAUGGGUUCUGGAUGGUGUGGCUUCAGGUUUUGAUGUAACGCUCCUCUCUUCUAGCUGCUGUGUCUGUGCCAAAGAAGAAGAGGAACAUGAAGGAGCUGAACAAGAAGGAAGCCAUCGGAGACAUGCUGGAUGCCUUCAAAGAGGUGUGUGUAUCUACUUGUGUGUCUGCGUGCAUAGAACAGAGCGGCCUUCUAAAGUCAUGAGCUAUUCUAAACAGUUGUCCAUGACCACUUCAAGUUGCACCAUUAGUAAACCUUGAAAACAUGUGUAAGAUUGUUACUCACAGCACUGCAUGGUAUCUGCAGCCAGCCGCUACUCCGGUUGGACUGUUCAUUAGUCAGUGCAAGAGCAACUCGGCAUAUGGCAUCGUUGGUCUCCAGGCCUCUUUGUGCCUGGAGUCCUGGUAUAUCUGUCGAGACAAACAUUUCACUUCCCAGCAAGUUUUCAUGAAAUUUCUGGUAUGCAAAUUUGUGUUCUCUUACAAAAAAAAUAUAAGAAGAAAAGAUUGUCACCGCAAAUCCUGAAAGCAUGUAGUGGUCUAAACUUCAUUCUACUUCUUCUUACACCUCCAAUCGUCCUGUCCCUUCUCCCCUCUCUCUCGUCCAUACAGGAGAAGGAGGCGGCGGCUGCCCCCGAGCCCUCGUCCACUCCGGCGGAGCCCAGCCCUGUGGCCCCUCCCCCUUUGGCGACCGCCGACGCGCCAGAUGAGACAUGGGAGGAGAAGGAGGACAAGCAGAAUGCCGACACGCCCCCGCUCAAACCGGGCGACCUAAAGUACCAGUACAAAGGAGGUAGGUGGCCCCCUAGAAAUAAAGGUCUGUAGGUGACCCAAUUCAUUUAUUAUCUUUGUUGACGCCGGCUAUUUCCUGUUAUGUGAAAUGUCUCAUUAUCGUUGAAAUGUGCAGUGAACGGUUUGUCUGUUUCUUUGUCGAAGACCCCCAUUAUGCAUGUGUAUGGCCAGCAUUAUCCCUCCCGAAAUGCAUGUCUCUUCAAGAGUAGCCUGAUAGAUUUGGUUGGAUGUGUUCCAAUAACGGUUAAGCAGUAUAAAGAGACCUUCAUCGCCAAUUCAACCAUUCAAACUCUCCCACUCCUCCACCCUUUCCUCCCAACAGAGCAAUGGAAGCCUAUUGACCCGGAGGAUAAGAAGAGGUACGACAGAGUGUUCCUGCUGGGCUUCCAGUUCAUUAGUGCCAGCAUGAACAAGCCCGAGGGCCUACCUCUCAUCAGCGAUGUGGUGCUGGAUAAGGUAAACUAUACCAUAGAAGAAGAAAAAAACCAUGGUGAUUUUUAUAGGCAUCCCGUUAGAAAUGUAUUAUUCACAACAAAGUAAAAUGAAGUAAAAGCGAUUAUGCUCUAGUGAUGAUUUUUUAUUUAAUGUGGAUUUUAACACUUAUCCCAUAGCUCAUUCAUGUGCUUUUCUAGUCUGUCCAUAUGUUAAUUUCAAUGUCAAAUUCAUAGGUUCUUAAUUCUCUCCUCCUCUGUGUAGGCCAAUAAGACCCCCAUGCGCCCAGCGGAGCCGGGUCGCAACAUGAUGAACGCCGGGCCAGACUUCACCCCCGCCUUCAUGGGUAACCUGGGCAGACAGUCCACUGGAGGAGGUGGGGGAGGGGGACCACGGGGCCCUGGAAGGGACCAUAUGGGAGUGAGUAUGGUAGUGUGUGUUGGGCGUGUGGGUCAGUGUAUAGAGUUAUAUAGAGGACACUAUAUAUAUAUAUAUAUAUAUAUCAAAAUAAUUAGGGGGUAGAUCAUCUUUAAUAUGCAGAUAGAUUGUGGCUUCCAUCAAUGUAAUUGUCUGCAUCAUUUCCAAUCCCCAUAUAUAUUUUCUUAGUAAAUAUAGAUAUUAUUUUAAAUAUACACUAUAUAUACAGAAGUAUGUGGACACCCCUUCAAAUGAGUGGAUUCGGCUAUGUCAGCCACACCCGUUGCUGACAAGUGUAUAAAAUCAAGCACACCGCCAUGCAAUCUCCAUAGACAAACAUUGGCAGUAGAAUGGUCUUACCGAAGAGCUCAGUGACUUUCAACGUGGCACCGUCAUAGGAUGCCACCUUUCCAACAAGUCAGUUCAUAAAAUGUCUGCCCUGCUAGAGCUGCCCCGGUCAACAACUGCUCAGCCGCAAAGUGGUAGGCCACACAAGCUCACAGAACAGGACUGCGAGUGCUGAAGCGUGUAGCGUGUAAAAAUAGCCUGUCGUCAGUUGCAACACUCACUACCGAGUUCCAAACUGCCUCUGAAGCAAUGUCAGUACAAGAAGUGUUUGUCGGAAGCUUCAUAAAAAUGGUUUUCCAUGGCGGAGCAGCCGCACACAAGCCUAUGAUCACCAUGCGCAAUGCCAAGCUUCGACUGGAGUGGUGUAAAGCUCACCGCCAUUGGACUCUGGAGCAGUGGAAACGCGUUCUCUGGAGUGAUGAAUCACGCUUCACCAUCUGGCACUCCGAUGGAUGAAUCUGGGUUUAAUUAAUGCUCAUGGUUUUGGUAUGAGAUGUUCGACAAGCAGGUGUCCACAUACUUUUGGUCAUUUCUUUUUUAAAUAUACUGAACUAAAAUAUAAACGCAACAUGUAAAGUGUUGCUCCCAUGUUUCAUGAGCUGAAAUAAGACACUAGAAAUAUUCCGUAAGCACAAAAAGCUUAUUUCUCUCAAAUGUGUUUACAUCCCUUUUUAGUGAGCAUUUCUCCUUUGCCAAGAUAAUCCAUCCACCUGACAGGUGUGACAUAUCAAGAAGCUGAUUAAACAGCAUGAUCAUUACACAGGUGCACCUUGUGCUGGGGACAAUAAAAGACCACUCUAAAAUGUGCAGUUUUGUCACAACACAAUGCCACAGAUGUCUCCAAUUUUGAGGGAGCGUGCAAUUGGCAUGCUGACUGCAGGAAUGUCCACCAGAGCUGUUGCCAGAAUUUGAGAGAUCUGUUUUUUGUGCGUAUGGAAAGUUUCCAUUAUUUCACCUCUUAAAACAUGGGACGAACACUUUACAUGUUGCGUUUUAUAUUUUUCUAUAACUUUCUAUAAACAUUUAUUGUAGUGACAUCAUUUCUUUCUUUCGGGAUAUGAAUACUGAAUAUGUCCACUUCACCAUUGGACCAUUUUAUUGGUAUUCUUUAGCGAUCCAAUACAUAAUAUAGUGCGCUCAUAAUUCGGUUUUAAUCCAGAGGUUAGAAAAAGUAUCUAGAUCCUCUGAGUCUGUGCAGGGAUCCAAAUUGUGGAUUUAAAAGAGAACAUGAAUUGUCAGCGUACAAUGACAAGUUUUGUUUUUAAUAGCUAACAUUUUGAUGGCCAUAAUAAAUAGAUAUGCCGAUAGUGGAUAACCUUGUUUUACUCCUUUUGACAAUUUAAUACUUUCUGAAAAGUAACCAUUAUUUACUAUUUUACACCUGGGGCUACUAUAAAUACAGUUGAAGUCAGUAGUUCACAUACACCUUAGCCAAAUACAUUUAAACUCAGUUUUUCACAAUUCCUGACAUUUAAUCCUAGUAAAAAUUCCCUGUUUUAGGUCAGUUAGGAUCACCACUUUAUUUUAAGAAUGUGAAAUGUCAGAAUAAUAGUAGAGUGAUUUAUUUCAGCUUUUAUUUAUUUCAUCGCAUUCCCAGUGGGUCAGAAGUUUACAUACACUCAAUUAGUAUUUGGUAGCAUUGCCUUUAAAUUGUUUAACUUGGGUCAAACGUUUCGGGUAGCCUUCCACAAGCUUCCCACAAUAAGUUGGGUGAAUUUUGGCCCAUUCCUCCUGACAGAGCUGGUGUAACUGAGACAGGUUUGUAUGCCUCCUUGCUCGCACACGCCUUUUCAGUUCUGCCCACACAUUUUCUAUAGGAUUGAGGUCAGGGCUUUGUGAUGGCCACUCCAAUACCUUGACUUUGUUGUCCUUAAGCCAUUUUGCCACAACUUUGAAACUAUGCUUGGGGUCAUUGUCCAUUUGGGAGACCCAUUUGCGACCAAGCUUUAACUUCCUGACUGAUGUCUUGAGAUGUUGCUUCAAUAUAUCCACAUCAUUUUCCUUCCUCAUAAUGCCAUCUAUUUUGUGAAGUGCACCAGUCCCUCCUGCAGCAAAGCACCCACACAGCAUGAUGCUGCCACCCCCGUGCUUCACGGUUGGGAUGGUGUCCUUCGGCUUGCAGUCAACCCCCUUUUUCCUCCAAACAUAACGAUGGUCAUUAUGGCCAAACAGUUCUAUUUUUGUUUCAUCAGACCAGAGGACAUUUCUCCAAAAAGUACGAUCUUUGUCCCCAUGUGCAGUUGCAAACUGUAGUCUGUCUUUUUUAAUGGCGGUUUUGGAGCAGUGGCUUCUUCCUUGCUGAGCGGCCUUUCAGGUCAUGUCGAUGUAGGACUCGUUUUACUGUGGAUAUAGAUACUUUUGUACCUGUUUCCUCCAGCAUCUUCACAAGGUCCUUUGCUGUUGUUCUGGGAUUUAUUUGCACUUUUCGCACCAAAGUACGUUCAUCUCUAGGAGACAGAACGCGUCUCCUUCCUGAGCGGUAUGACGGCUGCGUGGUUCCAUGGUGUUUAUACUUGCGUACUAUUGUUUGUACAGAUGAACGCGGUACCUUCAGCCGUUUGGAAAUGGCUCCCAAGGAUGAACCAGACUUGUGGAGGUCUACACAUUUUUUUCUGAGGUCUUGGCUGAUUUAUUUUGAUUUUCCCAUGAUGUCAAGCAAAGAGGCACUGAGUUUGAAGGUAGGCCUUGAAAUACAGGUACACCUCCAAUUGACUCAAAUGAUGUCAAUUAGCCUAUCAGAAGCUUCUAAAGCCAUGACAUCAUUUUCUGGAAUUUUCCAAGCUGUUUAAAGGCACAGUCAACUUAGUGUAUGUAAACUUCUGACCCACUGGAAUUGUGAUACAGGGAAUUAUAAGUGAAAUAAUCUGUCUGUAAACAAUUGUUGGAAACAUUACUUGUGUCAUGCACAAAGUAGAUGUCCUAACCAACUUGCCUAAACUAUAUUUUGUUAACCAGAAAUUUGUGGAAUGGUUGAAAAACAAGUUUGAAUGACUCCAAACUAAGUGUAUGUAAACUUCCGAUUUCAACUGUAACUAACCCAUUGUAUAAGAGAUUCGCCAAAAUGAAAAUGAACCAGGCAUUUAUAUAUAAAUUCCAGUCCUACUUUAUCAAAGGCCUUUUAAAAGUCAGCUAUGAAUACCAGGCCUGGUUUCCAAGGUCUUUCAUAGUGUUCUAUUGUUUCCCGUACUUCACUUCUCCAAUGUAUUGUCCAUGUAAACAACAUGUCUGAUUUACGAUGAAUAAUAUCCCACAAUAUCUUUUUAAUUCUAUGCAUUUUGCUAGGAUUUUGGCAUCACGACACUGAAGUGUAAGGGUCUCCAGUUUUCUUUAGGUGGACUGGAUCUUUAUAUUUACCACCUGGGUCCUGUUUCAGUAAUAGUGAAAUUAGACCACCUUGCUGAGUAUCUGAUAGUCUACACAUCUUUGCUAAAACGGGUUAUAUCCAUCCAGAGUCCUCUAUCUAACUCUAUGGUCAGUGCAUAGAGAUCCUAUAAUUCAAGACUAGUUGGACAAUGUUUUGGGUCACGUUAAUAGGAUGACAAUGUCCAUUAUUGUGUUCUAUGUAUUUGGCAGUAUUUGUUGAAAUUGUGGGCUGUUUUCUCUGUCUCUUGGAAAGCAUUAGUUAUAGUUCAAAGUAUGUCAUAGUACAUCACUCUCCAAAUGAUAGAAAUCAAUAAUUUAUUGUCACAUGUUGCUUGAAAACCAAUGAUUUAAUUGGUCAUCAACCAGUGAUUUAUUGUGAGCAUUUAAAGAUGACCAUUGACUAGUGUUAUAAUACUGCCAAUGAGUGGAACUGGUGCUGCUCUCUACAUUGUUUAUGUCUAAAGCUGGGCUCAAGUCGUCAAUGAUUGACAGCCCAGUGUGUUUGUAGAGUUCAUAGACCUAAUUUCCCUCUAUCUCCUCUACACCCACACCUCUCUUGCUCCCCCCCCCCCCCCCCCUCUCUCCAUCCCUCCUCCCCUCAGCCCCCCGGACCCCGGCGCUCCCAGCAGGGCCAGCGCAAGGAGCCCCGCAAGAUCAUCACCAUCUCCUCAUCGCUAGGUGGCGACGUGGAGCUCAACAAGGCGGAGAAAGCCUGGAAGCCCACGGUAAAGAUGGCGGGGACACAGGGCCGCGGAGCCGCCCCAGAGGAGGAGAGCGACGACCCCGAGCAGGCCAAGACCCAGGAGCUGUUCAAGAGGGUCCGCUCCAUCCUCAACAAGCUGACCCCUCAGAUGUUCCAGCAGCUGAUGAAGCAGGUCACAGAGCUGACCAUCGACACGGAGGAGAGGCUGAAGGGAGUGAUCGAUCUGAUCUUUGAGAAGGCCAUCUCUGAGCCCAACUUCUCUGUGGCCUACGCUAACAUGUGCCGCUGCCUUAUGGGGGUGAGUGACGUGACUGACGUUGUUUGGCCGUUUUGUGUUAGUCUUUUUUCUUUCAUUCUCUCUGCCUCUACUGAAGCCAUGUGUUUGGACCACUGCAGUAGGGAUGUAACCAGUCACCGGUACGCAUUGGUCCCCGAUUCAAAUGUUGAAGAUACAAGUGCAUCAGUCCGGGCACCCCAAGCCGAUCCAAAUGCAUCAGUCAGAAAAUCGAUUGAACCGUUACGAAUCGCCACAAUUUAUUUUUGCUCAUAUUACAUUCUGCAUUCUGAAAAAAAAUCAUAUUUUAUGACAACUGAGUUGUGCUGUUCAUUGGCUAUGUCAUAGCAAAUGUUGUAAACGAUAAAUAUUGACACAAACGCUUACUGUGCAAAAAUGACAAGGUGAUUUCAGAACUAAAAUGGGUGGGGGAAAAACAGGCUACAUUGCCCACCCUGCCGCCCGGCCCUAGUCCUAUAGUGUUUGUGGGGUGGUAGAUGCCUAGUCUCCCUUAUGGCUCAGAUCAGUUGACUACAUAGUAUAUACACCAUAGACGUACAUAAUUUACUUACACACACACAGAAGUCAGCUCAGACAGAUCCAGUUGAGAGGCCCAGCUCAUGAGCUCCAUCAGCAGCAGAUUAUGCAACAAAUGGACAUUCAUACACUGCAGUAUAGUGAUGGAAUUGACGAACUCGAGGAGCCCUCUUUCGUUCCUUUUCUCCCUCUGUUUUGAUUGUCUUCAUCCAUUUGUUUGAGUAUGCUUUUUCUAAGCCAGUCCCCUACUGAACAUAAACGAAACAGACCUUGAACUAAACAUAUCUUGUUCCUUGUUUCCUUUCCUUGUGUCCUCCCAGUUGAAAGUGCCCACCACAGACAAGCCGGGAGUGACUGUGAACUUUCGUAAGCUUCUGCUGAACCGCUGUCAGAAGGAGUUUGAGAAGGACCAGGACGAUGACGUGAUCUUUGAGGCCAAACAGAAGGAGAUGGAGGCCGCCAAAGAGGUACGACUUAACUUCCUGUUUACACAACCUCAUAACAGAUGCAUUCUGUUAUAUUCAUAUCCAACCCUUGUUCAUAUUGCCAAUGUCACAAGAUUGGUCUGCGAUAUCCUCAUAAAAUCUAAAUCCAUCUAUUUGGCUAUUCAUUUGACUAGGAUUUGCUAUUUUUCGCUUUAGAUGAGGUCUAUGUCUGAACUACCAAAGAGAGAAAAUGGUGAACCAAUCACAUUCUGUUCUGUCCCUAACCAUCAAAGAGCAGGCGCAUUUUGGACAAUAAAGCUUUCUUAACUUUCAAAUAACCUUUUUGACCUUACGUCUCCCAGGAGGAUAAAGCCGGUCUGAAGGCGGAGCUGGAGGAGGCCAAGGACAAGGCACGGCGGCGGUCGCUGGGCAACAUCAAGUUCAUCGGCGAGCUGUUCAAGCUGAAAAUGCUGACGGAGGCUAUCAUGCACGACUGCAUCGUCAAGCUGCUGAAGAACCACGAUGAGGAGUCGCUAGAGUGCCUCUGUAGACUGCUGUCCACCAUCGGCAAGGACCUGGACUUUGAGAAGGCCAAGGUAUGCAGAGAGAGAGAUGCCACUCACACACACACACAAAGGCAUGUGCACACACUAAUGCACAGGGACACACACACACACACACACACACACACACAGGCACUCACUCAGUACCGACAAAAAAACACACACUUAGUGAUACCUGACAUAUUUACUCUGCAGAAACACACCAGUCUGAGUGUCCCUCUGCUUGUCCCCACAGCCCCGUAUGGACCAGUACUUUGCCCAGAUGGACAAGAUCAUCAAGGAGAAGAAGACCUCGUCUAGGAUCCGCUUCAUGCUGCAGGACGUCAUCGACCUCAGACGGGUACCUCCAUCCCUCUCUAUACAAUCAUCUCUCCUCCUUUCUCGUUCUGUUUCUACAAAUGUCUCUCUUCCUCCCUCCAUCUUUCUGUGUCUUCCUCUCUUUCUCUCUGUCUGUCUGUCCUUCACUCCAUCCCCCCCCCCCCCCCCCUCUCUCCUCUUUAGCUCUCUUUCGCUUCUUCUUUCAUCUCUAUUUGUGUUCUCUGCAAUAGUAUCAUUACGAUCAUGGCGUCACGGUAAUAACCAUACUGUAAUUCACCGUAUGGCUCUAAAGCCUCUGCUAAGACUUUAAAAGAGUACUCCCUCUCUCCCUCCCCCAGAGUGGCUGGGUGCCCAGGCGAGGGGAGCAAGGCCCUAAGACCAUAGACCAGAUCCACAAGGACGCUGAGCUGGAGGAACAAAUGCAGCUGGUCAAGGUCCAGCAGCAGCUUCUGUCAAGGAAUGACGGUGGAGGUGGAGGAGGAGGACGAGGAGGUGGAGGAGGAAGAGACGGGAGGGGGGGAGACCGAGACAGAGGAGGAAGGGAUCAGGGGGGCCGUGGGGUCCAGCACGGGGGCCAGGGGGGCAGGGGCAGCCAGCCCCAGGAUGAAGGCUGGAACACAGUGCCCAUCUCCACCAAGAACAGACCCAUCGAUACCAGCCGGCUCAGCAAGAUCACCAAGGUGAAGGGAGAGUUAAUAAAAUAAAAUAAAGUUUACAACUAAUAAAGGAAUGUGUUUUUACUACUAAACCAACACGAAUGGGGUUCUUAAUUAUGAGUGGUAAUGUAAACAAUAGCGUAUUUAUUGUAUUUUUGUGACUCAUAAGGAUGCUUUUUGCAAUAGCAUGACCAGAUGAAGAGUUGUCAGGGAUUUUACUUGCGUCACUUUAUUAGUAGCCAUUUUUCAUCAAUUGUUUUACCAAGUCGAGUCCCCAUUGAGAUGGAUAUAAUUCUGUUAUCACCUCUGCUCUUAACCUUUGACCUCCCCCCGCACUAGCCUGGUGCCCUGGACUUCAACAACCAGCUCCUUGCGCCCCAGCUCGGGGGUAAGGGCAUGUGGGGCAGCUGGGGCAAGGGCAGUAGUGGAGGCACCACAGGAGCCAAGCCUGCCGCCGGAGCUGAACCAGGUAGGGGCACAUACGGACGUUCAAACACACGGCAACCUGAACAAGGAGUCGGGUAGAAGCCUACUUCAUACAAACCUCAAACUCAUACCGACAUCCCUCACACAAGGGCAAAAACCCAACAAAUGUGUCACACUGUACUAUACACACUUAACACACGCAUGCACACUUACAUACAGUACCAGUCAAAAGUUUGGACACACCUACUCAUUCCAGGGUUUUUCUUUAUUUUUACUAUUUUCUACAUUGUAGAAUAAUAGUGAAGACUAUCAAAACUAUGAAAUAACACAUAUGGAAUCAUGUAGUAAACAAAAAAGUGUUAAACAAAUCAAAAUAUAUUUUAUAUUUGAGAUUCUUCAAAUAGCCACCCUUUGUCUUGAUGACAGCUUUUCAUACUCUUGGCAUUCUCUCAACCAGCUUCAUGAGGUAGUCACCUGGAAUGCAUUUAAAUUACCAAGUCCAUAUUAUGGCAAAAACAGCUCAAAUAAGCAAAGAGAAACGACAGUCCAUCAUUACUUUAAGACAUGAAGGUCAGUCAAUCCGAAAAAUUAAAAACGUUGAAAGUUUCUUCAAGUGCAGUUUCAAAAACCAUCAAGCGCUAUGAUGAAACUGGCUCUCAUGAGGACCCAAAUAAAUACUUCACAGAGUUCAAGUAACAGACACAUCUCAACAUCAACUGUUCAGAGGGGACUGUGUGAAUCAGGCCUUCAUGGUCCAAUUGCUGCAAAGAAACCACUACUAAAGGACACCAAUAAGAAGAAGAGACCUGCUUGGUCCAAGAAACACAAGCAAUGGACAUUUGACCGGUGGAAAUGUGUCCUUUGGUCUGGAGUCCAAAUUGGACAUUUUUGGUUCCAACCGCCGUGUCUUUGUGAGACGCGGUGUGGGUGAAUGGAUGAUCUCUACAUGUGUAGUUCCCACCGUAAAGCAUGGAGGAGAAGGUGUUAUGGUGUGGGGGUGCUUUGCUGGUGAAACUGUCUGUGAUUUAUUUAGAAUUCAAGGCACGCUUAACCAGUAUGGCUACCACAGCAUUCUGCAGUGACACGCCAUUCCAUCUGGUUUGGGCUUAGUGGGAGUAUCAUUUGUUUUUCAACAGGACAAUGACCCAACACACUUCCAGGCUAUGUAAGGGCUAUUUUACCAAGAAGGAGAGUGAUGGAGUGCUGCAUCAGAUGACCUGGCCUCCACAAUCCCCAGACCUCAACCCAAUUGAGAUGGUUUGGGAUGAGUCGGACGGCAGAGUGGAGGAAAAGCAGCUAACAAGUGCUCAGCAUAUGUAGGAACUCCUUUAAGACUGUUGGAAAAGCAUUCCAGGUGAAGCUGGUUGAGAGAAUGCCAAGAGUGUGCAAAGCUGUCAUCAAGGCAAAGGGUGGCUAUUUGAAGAAUCUCAAAUACAAAAUAUUUGGUUACUACAUGAUACCGUAUGUGUUAUUUCAUAGUUUUGAUGUCUUCACUAUUAUUCUACAAUGUAGAAAAUAGUAAAAAUAAAGAAAAACCCUUGAAUGAGUAGGUGUCCAAACUUUUGACUGGUACUGUAUACACACUUGGAAUUUGUGUAAUAUGCGUGUAUUGUCUCUCUCUCUUGCUCAUUCCUUCUUUCCUUUGUUCUCUAGCAGUGGAGACUGGCCGUCCGGCCACCGGCAACCGCUUCUCUGCCCUGCAGCAGUCUGCUCCACCAGCAUCCUCCUCAGACGCUGACCGCAGGGUACCCCAGAGGUCAGUACGGCUCUUCCUUCCUGAUCUUUCUCUCUGCCCCCUGACUCUCGCUUAUACGUGUCUAUUUUCUACCCCUUCUUUCCCCCCUCUCUCCCAUCUCUUCUUUCCCUCAUCCCUCUCCUCUCUCUCUCCAACAUCUCUCUCCUUCUCCGUAGGUCCAGCUCCAGUCGUGACCGCGGCGGGGACCGGGACCGCUUUGAGAGGCGCGACAGCAGUCGCGACGAGCGCGGCAGCAGUCGGGACACCCGCCCGCCUGUCACCAAGCGCAGCUUCAGCCGCGAGACAGAGGAGCGUAGGAGCGAUAGUCGCACCCCUAUGGAACCCCCCGUCCGGCGCGUAGCCAGCAUGUCUGACGACCGGGACAGAGGCAGCCGAGACCGAGGAGGCAGCGGUAGCCGGGACAGGGCUCCUAGCAAGGAGGAUGUUGGUAAGAGACUAUAGACACACACUGGAUACACGUACACCCACCUUAGUGUAUAAUGCGUUUUUAUGUUUAAUAGUGUGUGAAACUGUAUAACGUUGUGUUGUGUCUGUACAGUGAAGCGUGAGACAGACCCCACCCUUCCUCCUGCUGCUCCGGCCAAACCGGCCAUGACAGAGGAGGAGCUGGACAAGAAGUCCAACGCCAUCAUCGAGGAGUACCUCCACCUCAACGACAUGAAGGUACACACAGGCCACAUCAACAACAUGAAGACGCACACAAACACACACACCAUCAGUUUCGUGUCAAUGACAAAGGUGUACACACACACACACACACAAUCGGAGGCCAUAGCAAAGCUAACUGCUGUAAUACUAAACCCCUUUCCUUCCCCGUCCGGCCCUGUAGGAGGCGCUGCAGUGUGUAGUGGAGCUGAACAGUGCCCCGCUGCUCUUUGUGUUUGUGCGGAACGGCCUGGAGAAUACUCUGGAGCGCAGCGCCAUCGCCAGGGAACGGAUGGGCCUGCUGCUGCACCAGCUCCUCAAGGCUGGCACCCUGCCCACAACAGAGUACUACAAGGGGUAAGAAGCAGAGAGCGAGUGUAGUACUGCACUAAAGACCAGGUUGUGUGUUUUGAGGAGGAAGCAUGCAAUCCUGUCUACGGAGCCCAAAAGUAGUGUGUGCUUGUUAAAGAGAACCAUCUCUCAAAGGGUUAAAAUGUGUGUUCAUGUGUUCGCCCAUAUGUCAGACUGUUGGAAAAUAGUCCACACAAGAUAGUUCUCCAAAUUAUUAGUUUUCCUUGUUUUAGUGUGUUUACUUGGUUAUGUUUAAUCAUAGGCUCCAGGAGAUCCUGGAGUUGGCUGAGGACAUGGCCAUAGACAUCCCCCACAUCUGGCAAUACCUGGCUGAGCUCAUCACACCCAUGCUCCACGAGGGAGGCAUCCCCAUGGGACAGCUCUUUAGGUGAGGCCCAGGCUUUAUAGACCGCGUCGGCCCCAACUCUGGAGGUCACUGGCCUAUAACAGCGUUGAUGCCAGAAAGGCUUUGACUGAUGCUUCACUUAUGGAUGAAUAGUGAAGAAGUGAUCGGCAAAAAUAUACAAUUUGAGACUGAUGUAAUGAAUGAGAAAUUUAAAGGAACGCUCAAUAACCUUUCCUACUGUAUGUGUGUUUACAGGGAGAUCGCCAAGCCCCUGAUUCCCCUGGGUAAGGCUGGUGUGCUGCUGGUGCAGAUCCUCAACUUACUCUGCAAAGGAAUGGUAAGUGUCUCUGUGCACGCAGCUCUGUGGGGUUUGUGUAUGUCCAUACAAUAUUUAUGUUGGACUUGUGAGUGUGUGUGUGUAAAUGAAUUGUGUGUUAUUUGUUUUAUAUUUUCAGACCCAUAAGAAGGUGGGCGGUCUGUGGACUGAAGCAGAGCUCAACUGGAGAGACUUCCUGCCAGAGGAUGAGGACGUCAAUAAGUUUGUGACUGAACAGGUCAGUGGGGGAGAAGGGGUUAAACACUUUUUAGUUAGGACCACUCAAUCUGAAUGCCAUUUAAGAUUGGUGGACUGAACAUGCGACUGCCCUUCAUAAAUGAGAGGGUGAUUUUAUUUUUUGGGUUAAGAAAAUAUGGGUUUACUGUCUCGUUCUAUUGCUGUGUUUAGCAACAAAACCCAUCCGUGCACAACUUUGGGGAAAACCAGAACUUGUUGGCUUAGAAUCAAAGGAUUAUUGACAACAUGUAAACUAUAUGUUGUCUCCAAAUGUUUAUUGAAAACAGAAAAAAGAUUGCACAAUAAGCACUUGUUGACUCAAAUUGCAUUGUUGCAGUUGUUGGUUAGCUAGCAAAUGUUUGCCAUAUUAGCGUAGACAUAAGUCAAAACCCCUGAAAACAAUACAUGAUAUCAAGAACAAGAUAUAACUAACUGAAACAAGCCACCUAUGAUUCACCACAUGGCAGCUUCUUUUCCUUGUUGAUGGCUAUCUGACCAUUCAGAAUCAUAACAUUCUGCCUCUGUGUCGCACGCGCAUAAUUUCGUGACGUUGUCAGGCAACCCAUAUGAGCGUGUGUUCCAUAGUUUUCCUAACGUAAUUCUAUGGUGUGUUCUCGCUUUCCAGAAAAUUGAGUUUACCCUGGGGGAGGAGUCAGAGGAGACCAAUCAGAAGAAGCCCAUGGGUGGAGAGGAGCUCAGCAAACAGCUGGACAGACUGAUCCAGGACAAGGCUAACAACCAGCGUGUCAGAGACUGGGUGGAGGUAUGUUCCCGUGUGUGUGAUGUGCGUGCGUAUGCGACUUUGUAUCAGCAAGGUCAAUUGAAUGUUUAAACAUUCCAUGCUAUCCUCAUCUAACUCUUUGGAAAGCUUUGGUCACUAUUUGCCCUCUCAUUUACAGGCCAACCUGGACGAACAGCAGGCGGCUGCCAACCAGUUUGUGCGCGCUCUGAUGACCUCCAUUUGCCAGUCAGCCGUUAUAUGUGAGUACCGCAAAGCCCAUAUAUCUGGCCCUUCUGUUUGCAUACCUUUAAAGAUGCUUCCAACCUCCUUUGUUGGCAUGCAUGCUGUUGCCCUGUACAUCGCAUGUGAGUUAUGGAGAGAAGCCAAGUCCAGUGCUAUGUUUUCGGUGCCAGAAUGUUCCUGACUUCUGGUUCUAUCCUCAAUCGCUGGUACAUUCUGAUAUCUCUGUCUGAUUGGCAAUGGGGGCAUCAAGUUGGGUGUAGAAGGAGUGUUGGUAGUUUGGUGAUACUCUAGGUUAAUGGUUUUGGGUUAACAUUCCUAUGAAUAGGGUUGACUGGUUGGAGACUGUACAUUUGUAAUAUGCAUCCAUCCUUUCCCCCUCUCUCUCUGUCUUCACUCACUCGAAUGCUCUCUCUCCUUCCCUCCCUUCGUCCAGGUGAGAACCCAUACAAGGUGGACGUGGAGCAGAUUACCCAGAGGGCCAAGCUGCUGCAGCGGUACCUGAGUGACGAGCAGAAGGAGCUGCAGGCCCUGUACGCCCUCCAGGCCCUCAUGGUGCACAUGGAGCAACCAGCCAGUGAGUACAGCGCAGUACUGUAGUGUGUGUGUGUGUGUGUGUGUGUGACGCCUCAGUUCUGUGAAGGUGUGUGUAUGAUUGUGGAUAGCGAGGCUAGAGUCACGCCUUUACAAUGUCAUUGUUCUGGUGUGCUAGAGUGCUCGCAGAGUCUACAUCUUUGCCUAUUCAUUGGCGGUAGUCUCUUGUGGCCCAGCUAAUCACCAGCUCAGAUACAGAACCUCCAUUUGGAUUAUUAUUAUUUUUUUUUGUCGUGAACAUCCACGUCACUACAGUUGCUUCCCAUUCUGUGUAGAUUUUGUGAUUGUCGUUCACAUUCUGCCCCACUGGCUUUGUCUCCUGUCUCGCAAAAAAAAAAAGGAUUGUGUAAAAUGAGCUUUGGUUGUUUGUGUGAAUUAAAAAGGGUGCGGAGGGAGUAUGUAUUUAUCCACAUUUCUCUCGUAUCAGAUGGUGUUGUGGCUAGAUUCAUAGUUCAUGAAUCAUGAUUAUGAAUGUGUAGCUUAACCACCCUCUCUGCCUGUGGCAUCCUCCCUCCACCAGAUCUGCUGCGGAUGUUCUUUGACGCGCUGUACGACGAGGACGUGAUCAAAGAGGAGGCCUUCUACAAGUGGGAGUCCAGCAAAGACCCCGCCGAGCAGACUGGCAAGGGCGUGGCCCUGAAGUCGGUCACUGCCUUCUUCACCUGGCUCCGCGAGGCCGAAGAGGAGUCCGACAAGGAC
Coregonus sp. 'balchen' is the source of this 28854-nucleotide messenger RNA. Lineage: Eukaryota; Metazoa; Chordata; Actinopteri; Salmoniformes; Salmonidae. The record is from the annotation of a GenBank genome assembly.